AUGCAAUGUUACCCAGCCCCAAGCCCCAAGCGGUGGCCACAGAGGCUCGAGCCUUUGAUCCAAGCGGUGCGCGACGCAGGGGUGCAGGACGCGACCAUCUUCCAUUUUCCCGAUGCUUACGAGAUGACUGGCGAGGGCCGCGAGCCUUGGUCCACGUACGUCGACCUGCUUGUCGGGGAGAUCAACAAAGCUGCAGGUGACAAGGAUCGGCCCUUGCUUCUGUUUGGCCACUCCAGGGGGGCCGCACCUGCCACCUGCGUAGCCUACCGUCUGGGUACUCGCGUGAAGAAGGUAUACAUCGCAGCUUGUGGUGCCAUGAAGGCUCACGAGCCCACUGGCUGGGAGCUCCUGAGCCAGAGAUUCAAAGAAGGAGGCGACAGAGACCUGUUGAAGUGGUUCUCCAGCAUUCAGCCGGGGAACUUGCUGCUCCGCCGCACUGCCUUCGAGACAUCGCCCAGGGAGUUUGAAGAGCAGACCACCUCCAGUAAGAUGAUGGCUGACAUGCUGCAUGUCAUGCGGUCCCAGUACCGCGAUGCCAUGUAUCCGGAUCCAGACAGGGACUUCGGCUGUAUGCCAGUGCCGAUCAUGGCCCUGUCGCCUUUGCAUGACGAGUCCUGCCAGCCGGAGCAUUGCCAGGACUGGGAGCUCCUUACAUCGGCAGGCUUCCAGCUGGAGACGGUCGAUGCCGGCCACAUGGACUGCCUGAUGCCGCAGCAGGAAGAGAUCUCAAUCCCGGCCGAUGUGGAAUCAGAAUCCCCGCUCCUACCGCAGGGUGGUGCGAUGAUAUGGAUCGCGAGGGCGCUGGCGAAGGUUCAAGCGCUGCAGCACAGCAAGGGCAAGUGUGAGCUUUUCGAGAAGAUUUGCAAGGAUUUCCAGCAGUUCCUGCACUGA
Molecule: messenger RNA, 891 nt
Organism: Symbiodinium natans
Lineage: Eukaryota; Dinophyceae; Suessiales; Symbiodiniaceae
Source: the annotation of a GenBank genome assembly